UAUGUCGAGACGAUCAAUAAUAUUCUCAUUUCGAUCGACUGCUAUAUGAUCCACACAGAUUACCAAUUAUAAUUUAUUCACCUAAAAUCUCCAGCACUAUUAUGAGUAACGUUAUAACCUUGCAUUUACCAUGACGCAUUACAUGAAGUCGUCCAAAAAGACUUUCUCUCGGAAUAUUAACGAUUAUAUUAUUCGCCCUCUGCUCAGACAGCGAGAAACUGGAGAAUUAUGUGACGUUUGUAUUAAAUUAAAUGGACAAUCAUUCCAAGCUCACAAAGCCAUUUUAGCACUAUGGAGUCCUUACUUUCUUUCUAUGUUUACCUGUGAUAUGAGAGAAAAGUUAUCAGGAGAUGUCGAUCUUAGUGAGUCGAUGAUUUUGGACAACGAUUCUGUUUUUUCGGUGGUUCUUGAUUAUAUGUACACAGGCUCAAUCAAUAUAUCAACAAGUAAUAUCGAAGAUGUUGUCAGAAUCUCUGAUUUUCUUUUGUUAGAUGAUAUUAAAGAAUACUGCAAGCAAUUCUUUCUCGAACUCGGAAACCUCGAUCUGACCAACUGUCUACGCGUUCGAUUUCUAGCCGAGGAUUUUAAUUUAAAGGAAGUUGGUGAAUGUGCUCAAAAAAUUAUAGAAUCAAGAUUCCACGAUUAUUUCUUAUACCACGAUGAAAUUCUCGAGAUUCAGGUCAAUUCGAUAUUUAAACUUUUAGAUGAUGCCCGUGUAGUCCAACAUGUGAGUUAUAAUGAAUUAAAACGUCUUGUACAAGCGUGGGUUGAUUAUGAUAGAUCAUCGAGACAAGGCUACCAAAGUGAUCUGAUAUCUCUGAUACGUUCCUGGGUGUCGGAUUACUCAAACGAUACAGCUCACAUGGGACGUGAACUUUCACGAGGGGAAAUUAUGCGUAGAUCGCUGGAAGAUCAUCAGUUUGGAAGCGGACAUCUUACAGAUAGACGGAAACGCUGUUUAUCCGAAAGCGGGAUGUGUCAAUCAAUGGUAGAAAAGUUAAGUCCAUCAGAAGUAUGCAGUCCAGUUUUAUUCACCGCUGUUUGCAAUCAAGGAUUAAAAUUCGUGAAAAUUUUGGUGUAUAACUUAGUCGAUCAUAAAUGGUAUCAUUAUUCACUGCCAGGAGAAAAAAUUCUCCAUUCCAUUCCAAUGAGACAAACCGUAUGUAAUAUGGUGUGUGAAAACAACAAGCUUUAUCUUUACUUAUGUUCCAGUUUCCCGUAUCCCACGGACAUGAUGAAAAUUAAUAUUCUAGUCGUAGACUUGAUAACAGGGCAACCAACACUGUUCUCGUUUCGAACCGUUGAUUUCUAUAAUCCUUGUUAUCGAACGACGCUGACAAAUUACCGAACAGCGCCACCUGUAAUGGUUCACUGUAAUAAUCAUUUGUAUGUUAUCGGGAAUAAAGAGGGCACUGGUCAUUUAUUCCUCUGUAAUCUCACAAGCCAUCAAUAUACAUGCUUCCAAAUACCAGGGUCAAGAUUCAUCAGCUUGGCUCGCGCUGCAGUCAAGGAGAACCGACACGUCUAUAUAUGGUAUCGUCACAGAACAGGACCAUCUGAAGAAUUUUGUAUUAAGAAGGGUGUCGGCUUUGCCAUCUUUGACACUAAAACUAAGAUCUUUAAUGCAUGGGAGAUCUCCGCCCCAGAAAUCAGUUAUGACGAUUUUGUGAAACCGUUUGUGAUGUGUAUCCGUGACGACACAGUGUUCAUCCAUCACCCAGGCACUCCUGCCCUUGUUCUGGACGAAAUCCGGAGUCGUUGGGUGACGGCUCUGCGUAAAACUGCUGCUAUCCCAGGUUGUGAGACUUCAGGUGCUCAGGCUUACGGAUAUCAGCUUCUCGUACCUACGUCCGAUAGUAUCUUCGUUUUAAAUAAUGACUUACCGUACACCACAAAAAUGAAUGAAAUUUCUGAAAGAUACCCACAGGCAUUGUCACAUAUACCUCCCCCUAUUGACAAUAUCUCGGUGGUAACUCAUGGCAACCUUCCGAAAUCAACGUUGGCGGUGCUUGAUCAGUGCGAUCAUUAUGAUGAAGCCUACGCCAGCGCCCUCCAUGUAGCAAUGCAAUACUCUGACGGAGAUACUAGUGAUAGCGGUGGAUCUCAUUGUGAAGAACAAGACUCAGAGAAUGAUUUUGAAUAUGACGAUGAUAUUUAUGAUUAUGACUAUGAUUUAGAUAUAGGUUUUGAAUUUUGACUUUAAGUCGUUUAAUGGUAAUUAUGUGUAUUUAGUCAAAUGGUUAUAUGUACGGUAGCGUUCUUACUUUAAGUAAAGUCCUACUUUAUUCAAUUUCAAUAUCGGCAAAUUCAAAGGCAAAAUUGGAAGAUAGAGGUGAGUGAAGAUAGGGGA
Patella vulgata (common limpet) is the source of this 2350-nucleotide messenger RNA. Its product is annotated as ring canal kelch homolog. The coding region runs from base 131 to 2197 and encodes 688 amino acids. Gene Ontology annotation, molecular function: protein binding. The record is from RefSeq and is a predicted model, not a curated record. The transcript has a single exon. Lineage: Eukaryota; Metazoa; Mollusca; Gastropoda; Patellidae.